Molecule: messenger RNA, 1289 nt
Organism: Amborella trichopoda
Lineage: Eukaryota; Viridiplantae; Streptophyta; Magnoliopsida; Amborellales; Amborellaceae
Source: RefSeq, a predicted model, not a curated record
AAUAAUGGAUUUCUAAUCGAUUUUUCAGACACAAACGAAUAUAAUGGUGUUCAUAUAGCUCGCUUGUUUCAUACAUUGAGAAAAUCGAUAUAUCAGCCAUCACAUUGAUACAUAAUGACCACUACAAAUACUUAACAAUAAGGGGGAUUUUGACUUUGUGGUUCACCAUUACAUAUCAGCCAUAUAUUGGUGCAGUGAUGCCCCUGUUCUUCGCUCAGGCUCUAAACCCUGACUCUAUCUCAGGUAAACCUCUGAUUUCAUGGAGGGUCUGAUUUGGGAUGAUGUUUGUGUGGUGUGGUGUCGAAGAUUUUUUCUGGCUUGAUCAGGACCAAUGGCUUCUUUGGAAGUUAAGACCAAAGUUCUCCUUGGUUGGAUAACAAUAUCCUCACAUUCUGUUUCUGGUCUGUCACAGUCGGAAGGCGAUCCACUGAUAGUGAUUUGCAGGGGAAGCAGGACAAGUCCUAACUCGUGAAGUUCAGAGGAUGCCUUUGAGGAAAUUCAAGAUAUCUUCAUUGCUUCCGCACUAUGUGAUAUCUCAGCUAACCUACGUUCAAGUUGAGAAGGGGCACCCAUCCGCUCGCUAUCUGCGCAAGCUUGGGUUUUAUUGGGGGUUUAGGGUUUACACAACCUCCAUUGUAGGCACCAUGUCAAGGGCGAUCCAGGCCUGCGCUAGGCGCCUCUUCCUUUCUGCCCCGCGCAGAAGUCUCUGCUCCCGUUCUUAUUCAGAGAUAAAGCCGCCCACCUUUCGCCUUCACAAAAGGAGACUACUUCGCACCACCAGGUUGCCCGUGGAAUUGAAUUCUGUGGGAUCUCUGAUACCCCACCACAGUGCUACUGCUUCGGCAUUGCUGAAAUCAAUGCUCUCUGUUGAUCAUUGCCGAUGGGGUUGGCUUUCAGAAGGGUUUGCCACACCACUAUAACAUGGCCAGUGGAGCCUGAUGAGAUCGCAGUGAAUGUGUUCCUUGUCUUUCUCCUGGUAACUGCUGUUCUUUGAUUAUUGUUUUUCUUUUGUUUCUUUCAUAUUUAUACGUUUUUAAAGCGUUUUCGUGAGGCUUCGAAUUGAAUGAGAAUAGCAUUUUUUGUACGUGGGUGCAUAACAUCUCAUCUGUGCCAAUUUAACUUUGAGGCAUCUCUUCACAGGGGGUAUGUUCUUUUUGUAAACCAAUGAACACCCCACUAGAGAGGUAUUGUUAAUCAUUUACUUGAAGUGUUCAGUAGGAAUGAAAACCCACAAGAGGCUUUCAUUAAUAAAAAGAAAUGACUAUAGACUAUAGUUUCUAUUGUGAGUA